AAGUCGCGACUCGCAACUAGCUAAAUACUGAAAUAAAAAUAAUCUGUAUAUGUUAUAUAAAAAAACGAUGUAGUCAACUGUAGUCAACAUUUGGCUCAACAUUAUGUGGCAAUUUUCUUGAGUGUAUAAACAAAGACUCUUCGGACGACUCACGAAGUAAUUUUUGCGGUGAUGUAUUACAGCUGUCUUUAUUUUUGUGCACGACAAACCGGGCAAAAAUCUUCUAUCAAUGAUUGCUUUUUAAAUGUCGUUGUAAUUUGAUAGCUGAGAAAUGGCUAUGAAUGCUCCAUUUGGGACAGAUGAACAACCUAAGAUAAAUGUAAAAAUUGUUGGAGGAAAAGCUUUUGAAUUAAAAGAAAGAAAUGGCGGGAAACGUGACAGUUUAUCAAGAACUCCAUAUAAAUAUUCUAGCAAACCUCCUUGGUUUUUGGACGAUUUCCACAGCGAAAAAACAAGGUCAAAUAAACCUCGUUUAACUUCAAUUUCAAGCGUUGCUCCCGAGAAAUUGAAGCGACAUAAAGGAACUAAAAAUAACUAUCUGGAAAGAGGUAAUCUUGGAGAGAGAAGGGCUAGCGUAAUUGAUGAAGUGGAAAAUGAAAAUUUUGACGAAAUGCUGUCUCGUCUCCUCUCAGAAUUUCCAGCAAAAACAUUCAAAGAGAUUUAUACAGAAAUGGCAAGCUUUGAUCCAGGAUUACAAUGUUUUAUCAAUGAGCACCAAGUUGAGACAACUUUGAAGAGAUACAAAGUACCAAUACCAUUGGGCUUACUGAAAAAGAUCUUCUGUAAAUUUGUUUCAAAGAGCAACACAAACUUGAUAAACUAUGAAAAUCUCAUCAAAUACUUGUUUUCAUAUAGUCUUAAAGGUAGUUCACUCAGAUCAACAACAUCAAAUCAUGAUAAAUUAAAAUCAGGUAAAAUUAAAAUUUAUCCUUCGAGUAAUACAGAAGUUAGUCCUCAAAGCUGUAAUGUAAACAGUAAUCCUCAAACAAAACAGUCUUCUUACAUGUCACCUCGUAAGUUGGUAAAAAAAGCUAUGGAUGACAGAGAAGAAGCAUAUUUGUUAAUCCAAAUUGAACAAGCAUUUAAAGCUAAUGGUGAAGAAAUCUUAAGGAUUCUUGAAAAACUCCACAAUGAUUUAAGAAUGCUGGCAAAUGGUACUGAAUACGUAAAAGCUGAUCAGAUUGAGCGGACAUGUUCAUGGCUGCAUGUUCCAUUGCAUCAUUCAUUACUGGAGAAAAUUGUCAAUCGAUUUAAUGUGAAGAAAAAUGGUAAAAUAAAUUGGAAAGACUUUGUUGAGUUUUUGGAAAAGGGUAUCCCAUUUUCAGUUGAAAGAAAUACAAACACAACAAUAAGUGAAAUGCCAUUAAAACCUUUUUGGGAAUGUCGCACACCCUUGGCUCCAGUUUCACCAAGAAAAAUGCCAGAAAGCGAAACAAAUGAAAGCAAUAAAGAAAUAACACGUGCUGAAAAGAAGCAAUAUCCUCCGAUUGCUGUAAAACAGAAUGUUGACAAAGAUUAUGAAAAAGCAAUAGAUACGUUAAAAAGCUCAUAUGACUUACUAAAAAUACGAAAUGAAGAGGAAAAUUACCUUAGUGCAAGCACUGGGCAUUCAAUGCCGUUAAAGGCUGAGAUCUCUACAAAACCAGACACGGUGGAUAAAGACGAAGCUGACGAAUAUUUGGAUGAAAAAUUAGAGCGAUUCUCGCACCUUACUGCAGCUAUAUUGAGAUCAGAUUUAGAUAAAACUGGUACAUUGAAAGCAAAGGAUGCACUAAGAAUUGUAAACAAUUAUAAUUUGAUUUAUAACUUAAAUUUAGCGGAAGAAAAUGUUCGUGAAAUGACUCAACGUAGUACUGUGAAAAACACAAACGAUGUUGUUAUUGACAAACUUGUAAAGUCACUGUGGGAAUUGAUGAAAACAGCUGAGUAAAAGAUUGAAGAUCUUCCUCACUUAACUAUUCUCUUUACAUGAAAAACACAUCAGUUACGUUGAAAUACUUACGUCUUAAUACAUGCAUGUUGAUAUGUAGUAUAUAAAAUAAACGAGGAAAUAGUUAUUAUUUCCAUCAAAAACUAAA
Molecule: messenger RNA, 2078 nt
Organism: Xenia sp. Carnegie-2017
Lineage: Eukaryota; Metazoa; Cnidaria; Anthozoa; Malacalcyonacea; Xeniidae
Exons: 6
Coding region: 272-1930 (552 amino acids)
Molecular function (GO): calcium ion binding
Source: RefSeq, a predicted model, not a curated record